Messenger RNA from Vollenhovia emeryi, 966 nucleotides. It is a transcript of the gene mRpS18C, whose product is annotated as 28S ribosomal protein S18c, mitochondrial. The coding region runs from base 100 to 537 and encodes 145 amino acids. Gene Ontology annotation, molecular function: small ribosomal subunit rRNA binding; structural constituent of ribosome. Gene Ontology annotation, cellular component: mitochondrial small ribosomal subunit; ribosome. The record is from RefSeq and is a predicted model, not a curated record. The transcript is spliced from 3 exons. NCBI's taxonomy places the organism in Eukaryota, Metazoa, Arthropoda, Insecta, Hymenoptera, Formicidae. Gene Ontology annotation, biological process: mitochondrial translation.
CAAACUAGCGAUGCUAGUGAUUUUUAACAGGCUGCAGGAUUAGAGGUUAUUUUGCGUAUAUUGUUAUCGUAAUAUAUAUCGGUUUUGAAAACUCGCGAAAUGAUUUCUGCCUUCAUUUCACAAAGAGUUCCAGUGACGUUUGUCGCUGGCAAAUUCUACAAACCGUGUUUUCGUACCAUAAGUAAAAGUUCUUCCGACAACUCGGUAGAAAUUAAUACUGCAGUGGAAAAUGACAUGCCUAUCGAAAUUAAAAAUCCCUAUGUAAAGGAAAAACAGCAGUGUAUCCUAUGUAGAUUGGGUAUUGAUCCAGAUUAUAAGAAUAUAAGAUUGCUUUCGCAGUUUCAAAGUCGAUAUACAGGCAGGCUGUAUGGAAGGCACAUAACUGGGUUGUGUAAAAAUAAACAAAUGAAAUUAGAACAAGAAAUUGCAAAAGCUCAAAGUGCAGGUUUGAUGGGUUACUGGACGAAAGAACCAGAAUAUGUUAAAGACCCAAAACUAUUUGAUCCAAAUCACCCAUUUAGGCCACACAAGUAUUAAGCGAGUGAUAUUACGUAGCUAUAUACAUGUGUACGUACAUUCAUGUUUAUACAUAAACGACAAAUAAGAUGACAAGUGAGAUGAUUAUAGUGCAUUGUAUUAACGCCACCAAAUUUUUAUUUAUUUAAAGAAUUUGUCGUAUUUACGCCAAAUGAAACUUUUAUGUUCGAUUAUACAUAACGAAUAAUUUUGCCAGCUGAAUGUUAAAGUGAUUUUAUAGAAUACCAUAUGCAAAUCUUGUAAUAUUAUAAUAUAAAUUUGUACUGUUAUUGGAUACCAAAUAGUUUUUUAAGAUAACACGAAAAUUAUCAUCAUUACAAACAUGGAACUAUAUGAUUUGUUUUACAUAACUUAAUUCUUUAAAUUGUUCUGCAUAUAAAAGUGUAAGACAGUGUAGUUACAGAAAGAAAAUAAAUAGUUUAUAUAAUA